AUGUCAGAUAAAACAUAUGACUUAGUUAUCAUUGGUGCUGGACCUGGAGGUUAUGUUGCUGCUAUUAGAGCAGCCCAGCUUGGACUACGAGUUGCCUGCAUUGAAAAAGAAAAAAAUCUUGGUGGUACUUGUUUGCGUGUUGGGUGUAUCCCUUCAAAAGCAUUAUUAGAUUCAAGUGAACUCUAUGCCCAAGCUAAACAAAAAUUUAGUACCCAUGGCAUUGUUGUCGAUAACAUCUCUUUAGAUCUCAAAAAAAUGCUAAAACGCAAAGAGAAAGUGGUAAAAACUUUAACCGGAGGCGUAGCCAGUUUACUCAAAAAAAAUAAAGUUGAACGAUUGCAGGGAACAGCAAAAAUCAUUUCUCCUAAUUGUGUUGAGGUACUCAAUGAUACUUCCAGUCGUUUAAACACUACUUCUAUUUUGGUUGCUUCAGGUUCUGUACCAGCAGAGCUUCCUUUUCUACCUUUUGAUGGAGAACGAAUAGUUUGUUCUACGGAAGCCCUUUCUUUUUCAACAGUUCCUUCACGCCUAAUUGUUAUUGGAGCAGGUCCUAUUGGUCUUGAAUUAGGCUCUGUAUGGUCACGCCUUGGUAGCCAAGUACUUGUCGUUGAAGCAAUGGAGCGCAUUGUUGCUGGUGCUGAUGUUGAACUCUCUACUCAACUGCAGAAAGUUUUAGAAAAACAAGGGAUUGAAUUUAAGCUUGGUGCUAGCGUAAAAGCGGCAACAGUAGGUGAUAAAGAUGUUUCUAUCGAAAUUGCAUUAGCAUCAGGUGAAACAGUAACCGAAACAGCAGAUCGGAUUCUUGUUGCAGUCGGGCGUAAACCUUAUACCGAUGGUUUGGGGCUAGAAGAUAUUGGUGUUAUCUGUGACGAGCGUGGAUGUAUUAACGUCAACGAUCAGUUUCAGACAACAGUUCCAGGUAUUUAUGCGAUAGGUGAUGUUGUUUCUGGUCCAAUGCUAGCUCAUAAAGCAGAAGAGGAAGGCCUGGCUUGUGCCGAGAUAAUUGCUGGCCAAGUCAGCCAAGUCAAUUAUCAGGCUAUACCCUCUGUCGUUUAUACCUGGCCAGAGCUUGCUAGUGUAGGCUUAACCGAAGAGCAGGCGUUAGAAGACUAUGAGGAGAUUGCUAGUGGUCGUUUUCCUUUUAUGGCGAACGGGCGUGCCCGGGCUGCAGAUGAUUGCGAUGGCCUUGUCAAAAUCAUAACCGACAAAAAAACUGAUCGGAUUAUAGGAGUACAUAUUUUAGGAGCACGAGCCUCUGACCUCAUUGCUGAAGCAACAAUCGUAAUGGAGUUUGGUGGUAGCGCAGAAGAUAUUGCGCGUACGUGCCAUGCUCAUCCCACAUUUUCAGAAACAAUCAAAGAAGCAGCAUUAGAUGUUGCUGGCCGUGUAAUUCAUAAGUAA
Ylistrum balloti is the source of this 1401-nucleotide messenger RNA. RefSeq lists its product as uncharacterized. Bases 1 to 1401 code for a protein of 466 amino acids. Gene Ontology annotation, molecular function: flavin adenine dinucleotide binding; dihydrolipoyl dehydrogenase (NADH) activity. Lineage: Eukaryota; Metazoa; Mollusca; Bivalvia; Pectinida; Pectinidae. The transcript has a single exon. The record is from RefSeq and is a predicted model, not a curated record.